AUGUCGAAUACACCCUUCUGCCCACAAAAGAGAUCACACGCUCCUGAGGAGCUGAUCAGCGCGGUGAUGGCAGUCCCGCCCAAAACGUCACUCCGUCAUGCUGCUCAAGAUGCAGCUAAAAAGGCGUUCGUUGCCCUUUAUUUACAGCCGACGAAGCCCUCCACUGAGCUGCUGCUGGUAAAGUACAUGGCAUUUCUAGACCCGUUCUUCUUUUUUGAGAGUCUCUGUCAGGAUGUUUCACUCCAUGUGUCACAAGAGGACCCGCUGAAGCCGGGCAGACAUGGUGUGUUCUUCUCUUCCAGAGGAGAAAUCCGGAUUUUCUUGAAUCCAAAAGGAGGACGACGUAAGCUAGACGAUGUGCUCUCUACCCUCAUCCAUGAGAUGGUACAUGCGUACCUUCUAAUCUUCUCGAAAAAAUCCCUUGCAAAAUCCCCUGGAGAGUUGUACGCUCACGAUUGCCAUGGUGUCUACUGGAGCGGCCUGUUCCUGUCCAUCGUCAACGUAGUCCGAUCGUGGCAUCCCAAGCUAAACACUUUCGUCACAAGGGUUAAGUCAAAGAGCUCCCAGAAGGCUGAACCUAAUGAAAAGGAGAGCCUCGGCUUACUGACAAAGAAACUCACCAAGCUGAGCCUAGAGGAAGACAACGGAGCAGGUGGAGCAGGAGAUGGUGACGAGGUCGACAUCGAACGUCUGUUUGGAGUAGAGCAUUGUUCAGCCCAUGAGGAGCCAUAUUGA
Messenger RNA from Anthostomella pinea, 735 nucleotides. NCBI's taxonomy places the organism in Eukaryota, Fungi, Ascomycota, Sordariomycetes, Xylariales, Xylariaceae. The record is from the annotation of a GenBank genome assembly.